UCCAGCAUUCAAGUAUAAAUAGUCUGCCAACAUACCUUACUUCUAGGGCCAUAGUAGUGAGGUCAUGUCCUCUUGUUUCUAAUUGGAAGAUUCAAUAACCUAAAGAUGAGUUAACAUGCUCCAAUUACAUGUAAAUCGGUUUUAAUGUUGUAUUAGACACUAAAAUGCAGUUACUGUCAUCCACAACUCUUUUCUUUGUUUUCUUACCUUCGGGAGUUUUGGUGAAUCUGAGCAGGAACUCCUUGCAGUUUUCGUGCAUCUUUUUCAUACUGGUGCCUCAUACCAUAUCGUUUGGACGCUGCGAUGAUAUUUCCUUCUCCAUAUGCUGGAUGAGCAGGGACGGUGCUUGGGAAAGGCAAAAUGGAAACAUAUGGCUCAAUGGCACAGCACUCAGAUUCAUCAGAACGGCAGGUAAAUUGACAUCCCUGACUGUGUCCCCAGCUGUGGAAAACAAGCUAACACUUCAGCAUGGAGGCUCUGUUCUGGCAUGGACUUUAACAAUUACUCCACGUACAAAGUUCACUAAAAUCAGAGGCCUGCAGAAACCCCUAAAACAUCCAACAAAUUCCACUCAGGCCAUCCUGGAGUUGUUGAGUCCCACUGAGGUGUUUGCAUGUGAAAAUGGUACACUGUUCUUCCACCAGGAUGAAAACUUCUUCCUUGCUUUUGGCUACUCUACGCGCCUCCCUGUCAAGCUGGAGUCCAGGACUCCCUCCAUGUUGCUGGUCUCCUGGGUGGAGAGCCGCCCAGCUGCCAGCGACAGCCACUCCGUGACACUCUACCACACUGAACUGGGCUCCUAUAACACACUCAGCAUGGACACCACCACCCGCAGCCACUACCGCUUCACAGCUCUGGACUCCUGCAGCCCCUAUGUGGCGUGUGUGGAGAUCACAGGCACUCACUCCUUCACCUGCCUCUCUACUAUAACUGACCCAGAUGUUCCCAAGGACUUUGAGGUAAGUUCCUGGAACAGCAGCAGCAUAUCGUUGGCCUGGGACUGCCCCAAGAACCGCAAAGUCUCCCUCUUCCUCCUCACCGCCUUCUACCUCAACGGUACAGACCACAUCAUAGAGGAGGUGCCCUUGUGGCACAAGAAGGACAGCUUGGAGUUCAUAUUGUCUGACCUACAGCCCUGCAGCAGGGUUAAGUUUGGCCUGCAGACUGUUUGCCAGGCAGGGAUGGAGUCGCGCUACAGCAAGAUGGUUCUGAACGAUGGAAACUCAGUUCACUCCAGCAUCGAGGCCUUGCGUCAGACAUCAUUUGGCCCCGACAACUACACCCUGAGCUGGGAGGUGAAGAACACCUCGUCAAUUUCCAUGUUCAGAAUCCACCACGAGGGGGUGCUGCAGGGCACCACGCUUAUCAACAACUACACAGUAGAGGGGCUGCAGCCAUGCCACCAGUACCAGGCCAAGGUGGAGGCGCUGUGUGGAGACAGUGUGCUGAUGAGUGCCAGGACAGUCAAAGCGCAUACAGGACCUCGUGGUGUGUCUGAGCUCAGGUACCGCUCCAAUAAUUCCACUGCCUUGUGGACUACCGGCACCACACACCAGUCAGCUAUGGCCUUUUUUUAUGAACUCUCCCUGGAGAACGGCCCCCCUCUUCAGAGCAGCCGUCUGACUGAGACGGAGCUACAUCUCCCGGGGCUGGAAGAAGGGAAAACCUACGUCCUUGAUGUGUGGGAAGAAUGUGACGGACAGUGGGAGUCGGAACCAUCUCGUUUAUGUUUUCAGGGGGCUAAUUCAACUUCAAAGCUCCUUGUGAGGGCUGCUGGACCUGGUCAAGACCUAGAACUGCAGUUAGAUAUUUCCAACAUGGUUCUCACAAUGGUCGUGCCCUGGUCACUGCCUAAAGAUCUACAAGACGACGUAUCCGAACCAAGAGCUAAAAUGGGGAACAUUGUCAAAAAUAAGCUGCAGGAGCUGUUAAAUGGUUUUGAUCAGCCAGCCCGCGUUGAGGUGGCCACCUUAGAACCUGCAGACGAUCCAGACAAAACAGAGGUUCUGUUUAUGUCUUUUGAUGCAUCCAAAACAGAGGAGGACAUGCCCCUGCCCAUUGAAGAUCAGCUGGAUUACAUUCGCUCCCUGAAUACAACCAACAUCAUAGUUACAGAUGGGGUCAUUUACUGGGAUGGUCCAGAUCUGUGUGCCUCCUCUACCCAAACCUUGUGUCCCCGUAAUUCUCUGUGCGUCAACACUCUGGGUUCCUACACCUGUGUGUGUCAACAUGGCUACUAUGAUGUGAGCUCUGUGAUUGAGCCUCCUGUGUCUUCACAUCCAGUUUGCAAUGAGAAAGGCCUUUUCAGCCAGUGUCUGGAUAAACUGAUGACUGGUGGGAUAGCAAAGCCCUACCUGACUUCUUACAUCGGGGGAAAGGUUGAUGUGAAGCUGAACGAUGGGCGAUGCACUGCAAAUGAGAGCGAGAUUUUGUACUACUUCCGCACUUCAAGAAAAACCUCUGAAUGUGGAACAGAGAGGCGGGUGAACAAAACGCACAUCGAGUUUCAGAACACUCUGACUGUAACUUUGACCAAAGAGCAAACCAUCAGCCGGCGGGAUCUAAAGGUUGUCUGGAAGUGCGUCUACCCACGGCAUUAUGUUCGCAAUGCUCAAGUCAGCAUGGAUACGGAGUGGCUCUCCUCUCUAUCCCUGGUGGAGUUCAACUCAUCACUGCAGCUGCUCCUGACCAUGACCCUGUACAGUGACGAGUCCUACACCCACAGCUACAGGGAUGCCAUAGCCUUGGGGCUUGAAGACACCCUGUUCUUCCAGGUGGCCCUGCAGACCAACAACUCUUUUGCUUCAGACAUCCUCCUGCAGGUGGAGUCAUGCUGGGCCACUGAGAGCACCGACCCACAGGAUACGGUCCAGGGCCUGUUUCUUCAGGAUGGCUGUCCUGUUGACAACACCUUCCAGUGGCUCUCUGUUAACGGCCUGGCACAGAAGAGCAGGUUUUCCAUUCAGAUGUUCACCAUGCCCAAAGGGCUGCCCCUCUACUUUCACUGUCUGGCUAACAUAUGUGGACAUGAAGAGGACUGUACAAAGGUUUGCAGCAGUCAGCAGCGCACCAAGAGAGCAGUCAGCCAGAUGCACACAAAGAGGGAACGAGCUGCUGUGGUGUCGGCUGGACCUCUGGUGGUCAACAGGGUGAAGUCAGGAGUCCAGCCGGCUUACUGGUCAGAGCACAUGACGAUGAUCUCCAUUGUGGCCGGAUCAAUUGGCAUUUUGGGAGUAACGGUACUCUCAGUGAGUGCAUCCAAAGCAAUCAUGACUUACUACGAGCGGCUACGGCUGCAAUAAAGUGUUUGGAACACCA
Molecule: messenger RNA, 3318 nt
Organism: Thunnus maccoyii (southern bluefin tuna)
Lineage: Eukaryota; Metazoa; Chordata; Actinopteri; Scombriformes; Scombridae
Exons: 19
Coding region: 165-3302 (1045 amino acids)
Biological process (GO): neutrophil migration
Cellular component (GO): apical plasma membrane; cell surface
Molecular function (GO): protein binding; calcium ion binding
Source: RefSeq, a predicted model, not a curated record